This is a messenger RNA of Saccostrea cuccullata (small rock oyster), 6914 nucleotides long. RefSeq lists its product as uncharacterized. The transcript has 2 exons. The coding region runs from base 819 to 4910 and encodes 1363 amino acids. The record is from RefSeq and is a predicted model, not a curated record. NCBI's taxonomy places the organism in Eukaryota, Metazoa, Mollusca, Bivalvia, Ostreida, Ostreidae.
GAGAGUAACUGCCUUUACCUUUACAUGUUAUGUUAUUGUCAAGAAGUGAGCAAAAUAUGAAAAACAAUACAUCUUUGUCUGUGAAAAACUGACGUAAUAUGACAGUCUUAGUGUGGCUAAAAAAAAAAGACCUGGAGGCCAUCAACUGUAUAUUAGGAGAGAAUAGAGUUUUAAUUAAAACAAGGAUGUAUGUGAAUUCAUUGGUAUAAUGUGAAUGUUGUGGGUUGGAGACGCACGUCAGCAUAGCGCUAGUUGACACCUGUAAUUAAACUGACUUUUAGACCGGAAAGCUCUAAAUUUAAUGGGCUGUGUUGUCAUUGGUGUUUGAAAUGAUUUUUUGUAUUUAGGUAUGGUUAACCUUGUUUGUUUUUUCAACAGCAAAAAAAAAAAUUCAGGUAUAAAAUGGUAUGGAAAUAGUUUUCUUGCCGGAUGAAUGUGUUUUGUUCUUUGUUGGCGAGGAUAAUGUAAUAUUGUGAUUCUAUUUUAAUCUGCUGGAAAAUAUGUUGAGAGGCUAUUCACAUAGCUUGUCUUGCUGCGUUACAGUUAACUAGUGAUAUUGAAUGCCAUCUAAGCUAUUAAGAUAACAAAUAGUUGGAGUGGCACAUUUUUAAUCUGGAGGUGAAGGUCAUGGAAUUUGAAGGUGAAGGUCAUGUAUCUUUGUCUGCAGACUGACAGCUGUGAUUGAGAAUCAUUCUGUACCACAGUUCUUGCUCUGUGUGGGAGAUAGUUUAUUCUUUGAUGUUUCUUUGGACUUAAAUUGCCUCCUAGACGCUAGGCCUGGUUAAUAAGAUGUUGACCUGACCAGUUUCUGAUUUCUGAUGGGUAACCACAUGACCACGUCCAAGGAACAAGUAAGCCCUGAACAAAAGAAUAUGGAACCCUCCGGGGAGCCCCCAAACUCAGAGGUGGGAACGGAGUCCUCGGCCUGUAUCAAGGAAAAACUGGAUAAUUUAAUAGAAGGCUAUCUGAAGUCCACAGAUGCCAAAUACAGUGAUAAACAGGCCUCUGAAGACACAUAUAAUAAAAAGGGAAUCUUAUUUGACCAAAAUGUUCUAAAGACAGUGCAAAAGAAGGUCGAUAAUAAUAAUAAAGAAAUAGUCACUAAUGGAACAAAGGAGAGCACUAGUGAGACCAUUAAAAAUGGCAGUGAAUGUAGUCAGGAUAAAUCUACUCCAUCUAAGACAGAGGCUGAGGAAACGUCGUCCAAUGCAGCCUCCUUUGAAAGUAUGAUUGAGCGAGCAUUAAAUGACUCGAUGAAAAACACUGAGGAGACCUAUGAAAAGACACGUAUUUUAGAAAUGUGUGAAGAAGAUCAUAAAGCUCAUCCAAACAGUGAUUCGGAUUUCAGAAAGAGCGACAAUGAUAAAAUUAGUGACGACAUGAGUCUUUCUAAGAAGAAUGUCAUGUUUCUGAAAGAUCACAUAGAAAGGGUUUUAGAGAAAAACUUUCCAAGUGUCGGAAGCAAAAAGGAAGACACAAACGAGGAAGGAAAACUGCCUGUAAAACCCAAACCUAAGCAGCCAUUACCCGCCAUAACACCAGGACUGACGCUCGAGCAACACAUGCAAAAACUCAUCGACGAGCAUCUGAGUAAGGAGAACUUAUCUACUGAGAGUGAGUUACCAACUCGACCCAAGUCAAGUAAUUCGUUACAAGGUGACCUUAAGAAAAGUGUGACAACCAGCAGUGUUUAUGAAUCUGUUGACAGUUCAAAGCACCAAACAGUAAAUGCUGUUAGCAAACCCCAGCCGGCUCUCCAAUCCCAGUCCAAGUGUCAUAGUGUAGAGACAGUGGUAGAUCGCAUCAUUAAAAAAGCUGUUAAUGACAGCUUUCCUCCUCAAAAACCACAGCAUCAUCCAAAAGAGCAAAGAUGGAAAAACUUGCGUGAUGAGAUUUAUAGUGAAUGUGAUUUGGAUCCUCCUAAAAAACGUACGGAGUACGACGCGGGUUCUUUUCCAAAUCACGUCGAGGAGAACAGGAUUAGAAACCAGGAUAUAAAAUAUCCUCAUCAACAGAAGGUGCUAAUUGCUGGAAAGGGGAACAAUCAUAUGGAUAUGUUUCACACUCCCCCCCAGUCUCAGUAUUUUUAUCCUCCAUAUGUGAAACCAAACCUACAUCACCCGGUAGCUUAUAAACAGGACCAUAAGUUUGACAACAAACAUGAAAGUCAGUCAAAAUAUCUUGGAUAUCCGGUUAAGGGUUGUGAGAAAUCUGGACGACCGGUGUCUGGUAGUGAUGGUUUUCAGAGGACCAGAGUGGAUAUGGGUCCUCGGUCUUCUAUGGGACCUCAUCACAUGCAUGACGUUCACAUGAUGCCACAUAUGAACUCCCAUUAUCCUCCCUCAGACAAAUCAAAAUACCCUCAUCCAUCUAUGGUCAGAUAUCCAGCUAAACCAAUGGAGGAUUUGCAGUCAGGUAUUCCAUCGGCCAUGGCACCAGGUCCUUCACCACCACAACGAUAUUGUCAUCAGAAUUCUCAGUUUCGGAUGCCUCAGCUCUACCCUAACAACCCUCCCAUACCCUCUCCAAGAGAAUAUUUCAAUAGUCCCACAAGCACAAAAGACCAUUUAUUAGUGCCAGCUAAUAUGUAUGCAAAUAACAGGAACACGGUCUCCAAGUCACCAGUCAUGUCACGUUCAUCACCCAAUCACCACCCUCCCUCCUCUCCCAGAAGCCCUCGUCAACCCAGUCCAUCGGUGUACCAGCAAACCAAGCCAGAGGUGAAGCAAGGCUGGCAGAGGCAAGAUCUCUCACCAGUUAGUCCAAAUCAUUCACGGAAGAGGGAUGCUUCAGGAUUGGAUUUGUCUGUGAAGCAGACGUCACAGUCUGGAAAUGAGGAUCAACCACUAGAUCUCACUUGUAAGAGGCCAAGAGCCUCACCAUCAUCACAUUUUAAUCCAGGAUAUCCCUUGUACCCAGCUCAGAUGGAAAAGCAGCAUGAUAUAUCCAAAAGUAUACACAUUAGUCAGUUACAAAACAGCAUGGAUAAAUUCUGUCAACAGGCUAGUACAGAUAUGCCUGCAGGCAGAGUACCUCCCCCAGUGAAAGGUCAUGAACAUUUUCCACCUUCUGUGAUGAUGAAUCAUCCACACUGGCCUAAUGUUCCUCACCCAGGGGGUAAGCAGAAUAUUCCACCGGUGGUGCCCAACCCUGGCCCAGAAAGACCAGAGGUGGUGCGGCCUCACCCCAUCCAUCAGCAGCAUUUACCUCGAAUGCCUAUCAGGCCACCUAUGCCUCAUCAUCUUCCUCAGGAGGCACCUGAGUCCCCAACAGAUUCCAACUCCUCAGGCAUCAAGAGGUCGGGAAGUGUGUCUAGACAUGAACCUAUACAAAACAUUAUUGGUAACCACUCACCAAGUGACAUUUUAUAUCUCAUUUGUAGACUGUGUAACCAAACCUACGGAAGUCCAUAUGGAUUUAGGAAACAUUUCAGAAACCAGCAUGGAUUUGAACCAAGGUCCGAACACACAAUUGUACAAACAAUAUCAGGCACUAAGGCCCUUCAAGCACCUCCCAUUGGACCUCAUUUUGAGAUGCAUGGAAUGAAUCAGAUGGGAAUACCUUCUCAUCCAUCCCCAAACCCAAAAUGUCAGAGUCCAAGGGAGUACUCCUCUCACAGUCAUUCUCCUAAUAACUAUGAGAGGCCCCCCAGUGCUAUGACUCUCCGACAGAGUGCUGGAAGUGUUGGCUAUCCACCAUCAAAUCAUGAAAACAGAAGACCUGAGAGCGUGCCAAGCAUAACGGUAAAUGAAAGUGCUGCAACUGAUCCUCAGAGACCAAAUAUCAAGCCUGAGGAAAAGUUGGAACAGCAACAAAAAAGUCCCAAAUAUUUGGAGUGCCAUGAAUGUGGACAAACAUUUCAACUCAACGAUUUUGGAUCUUACAAGAGACAUUGUCGAACACAUGGUAACCCCAGGAUGGAUCCCUUCGUAGGUGGAAUUAAUGAUAGCUCUGUCCCUCUACAUCCAGCGGAUGAUUUCAAAACAUCUAAAACACUGACUAAAGAAGGAGAAACAUUAAUAGAAGUGUACGUGUGUAAAUACUGUACAUUCACAAGUAAGCUCAGUGCUCCUCUGGAAGAUCACAUUUCCCAACAGCAUCCAGAGAAGCAGAGAAAGCUUAUAUGUAUAUUGUGUAAUGGAAAGUUUCAUCUUUACGAACAGUUCAAAAUACAUAUGGAAAAAAUGCACAAUCUCACUGCUCCCAGUUACUCCCAGUUCAAGUGUCCCGAGACAUCCAUCGAAAAAGAUGAAAAAAUCUUCAUCAAGCAGAAGAGUGAAGGAGUAACUGAGGCAGAAUCAUUGAACAUUCCCAGUGACUUGAACAAAAGUUAUAAAGCUAUUCCAGCAUCACAGGUUACCAAAAUGUCUGCAGACAAUGCAAUCACAUCAGCUAGCCCAGACAGCAGUUGUGAUCCCAUCUCUUCCUCACAAGCAGACAGCCAGACAAAGGGAUUGGUCACAACCUCCCUCAAUUCCACUACUGAGGUCAAGUCAGGUCAUAAGUCCCAACCAGAUGUUGUCUCCAGGCAAGUCAGCUGCGAUUCAGAGUCUGAUAAAUCCAUGGAUUAUACUGAAAUGAAAUACCUUCAUAAGAAAUUCAAAAGGAAAGCAUUUUCAUCAGAGAAAAGUGAGAGUCCGGAGAGUAAGAAAGUGAAAACAUCGUCUGGUGUUGAUAGUCCCUGCUCCAAUUCCUGUGCAAGUCUGGACUCAGAUUCUAAUUCUGUUCAAAUGAAAGAAGAUAGUGAAGGUUCAGGCACAGACGUUUGUCAGAAAUCAUUGAGCAAAGGAAAGCUGGAUAGCACGUCUGCUGCAGAGUCGACUCAGAGUGAGGCUCGACACCAUCUCCCAUUUGUGUGGGAUAGAAUUACUCGGAGCCAAGUAGGCAAAACUGUAAAGCCAGCAAAAUAGGUUCUUUAAAACACUGUCUACAAAAUCUGUGACAUGCCAAAAUUUUCAUGGAAGGAAAAAAGGUGCUAGGUUGUGUCAUUUUUUUUUUCAAAUUGUGCUAAGAGAGAUAACUCAAGUUUUGUGUUCAGAUUGCUCACGCCCAGAACCGAGUGAACGUCCUUAGAUGAUUUAUAGGAAAUUAUAUAUUUUUUUGUUCCAUUUGUUGAUCAAAUGAAUUUUUUAUGAACAUUCAAUGUAAACCAUUUCUGUUCAAGUUAGACGAGCUUGAAGCCUGUAAAUACUGAAAUAGUGACUAGCUUUCAUUCAGAAUGAGAGGUAUAUAUCAUAUAUGAGAAAUUCUUCAUUCAAAGUAAAAUGACAAGUUAUUGCAUUUUUUGUGUUAUUGGAGUCAGUACAUGUUUGAUGCCAAUUUUUUUUUCAAUAAACAUGGGGUUAAGUCAAUCCAAAUUUAGACAUAAUGAUAACAUUCACUAUGAAUUAUUUGAAAAAAAAUUCUUUCAAAAUGAAGAACUCAAAAAUUUUCUGUUUUAUUUAGUGGCUGAAGCUAUUUCAAAAAUUAGUUACAUGCAUGCAUGUAUUUAUUUUAGAGUUAAGUUUAAUGAAUGUUAAAAAAAAAACUGUACAGUUUCUCUCAAUUUUUUUUUCUAAUUAGUUCAAUGUAACACCACCAGCAGAAAUUUUGCUUUUGUUACAAUGUUUAUUAAUACAAGUUAUUUUCUGUUCAAAUAAAAAAGCAUAAAAAUAUAGACAAAUAUUUUUUUUCAAAACUCCUUUUUUUAAUGUGCUAAUGUAACCGUCCAUUAUGUUUUAUCUGUUUGCUUGUUUUGCUGACGUAUUGUCAAUUUUCACUGUAACAUUUAUCCAACAAUAAGAUCAAUUGAUUGUGUCAAACACAUUCAUAUUUCAUCAUUCAUUAACACUUCCAGACUUUAUAAAUUAGUGCUUGAGAAUUAGGUCUAAAUGUAUUAUUAUUGUGAAAUGUAGAUAAAAUUCUAAAGAUAUAUAUUUUUCUCCAGUAUAGACCUCAUCAAUGUAGAUUGAAAGACUGCUCUUUUUGUUAACGUUUUUUUUUUUUUUUUGCCAAUGCUUUAUUUGUACAUGCAGUUAUGUUUUUAUUUUAUAGCUGCCAUUAAAUGGCAACAUAAUCCAAGAUUCCUAAGGCAUUGUUUUAUGAAGAGAUUGUGAACUAGUUUUGUUUGGUAGGAUUGUUAGUGAUAAGUAUGUUCAUUUCUGUUCUCAUUUUUAUUUUAAUGUUAUGUGUUAGGCCUUGCCAUUGAAACAUGAGCCUUUUGAUAGUUACUGCCCCUUGUUAUACAUUACAUAUUGUAGGUAUAUGAAUAAGAUUUUAAUUUCAUUACGUUUAUGUCUCUAAGCAUAAUAGAACUGAGUGUGGAUGAACCACCACUAAAAAAGUGUUCCAUGUCAUGUCUGCAAUAGGAAAAAAAUAAUUCUGUUUUAAUAUUUGACAUUAUUUCAAAUACUCUGUAUGAGAAAAGUGAUAUUACUCUUUUUUACAUCAGGGCAUGAAUUAUUUUAAAAAAUGGCUGAUUUAAUUAUCAAUCAACUCAUUGUUUAACUUAGAGCAGCUGUGGAAAUGCAGACCAUUUGUGUUAGAUGAUCACAUUAAAGAAGAAUGUGACGUAAAAUUGAUGUACUCGAUAUUCGAGAUCUUAAUGUUUACGUGUGAAUCUAAAUAGCAUAUUGGAAUUGGAAUUUCCUCAGUUACUUUUUCUGUACUUUGAUAUGUAGUAAAUUGUUACAGAAUUGUCUAAAAAUAUUGGUAAUUCAUGAAAGCUUAGUAUUUGGUUCAAUUUUAACAAGCAUUAUUUCAGUUAUUUUCAGUGAUAUGUAUUGAAAUAUCUUCUUAGUUAAUGGCUAGUCAUUAUAACAUUUUAUAAAGGAAAGAUUUUGUUAAUGAGGUCAUUAAAGAGAUUUUCCUUGCCAAAAGUGUAGUAAAGAAUGUUACUUUAUCGUAAAAAUUACAAGUAAAGUAUCAGAAUUGAU